AUGGGUUUCCUUGUAACAACCCUAAUCUUCAUCGUCGUUGGGAUCAUUGCUGCCUUAUGCGCUAGAAUCUGCUGCAACAAAGGUCCCUCCACGAAUCUGCUACAUCUUACCUUGGUCAUGACCGCGACGGUCUGCUGUUGGAUGAUGUGGGCAAUUGUAUAUAUUGCACAGAUGAAUCCACUGAUUGUACCAAUCCUAAGCGAAACAGAGUAG
Messenger RNA from Microthlaspi erraticum, 213 nucleotides. The record is from the annotation of a GenBank genome assembly. Lineage: Eukaryota; Viridiplantae; Streptophyta; Magnoliopsida; Brassicales; Brassicaceae.